UUUCUCUUUCGCUGCUCGGGAAGCCCACCUCCGGCUUCUCGGCUCCGUGGUCAGAACCCAGACGCACAAGUACACACGCAAGGAGCCAGGGCUGACCGCGUCGUCUGCUCUGCUGCUUCUUUCUUUCCUUCUCCCCCGCUGUCCUCUCCUCUCUGGUUCCUUGCACGGCUCUCUCUUCUUGGAGCUGGGCCAGAGCCAGAGGGGCACGAUGAUGAAGGCCGGAGGAGAUCGGCCGAAGCUCGUCCGGGGCCUCCGGCAGGAGUCGCGGCGGUUCCGGCUGCUCGUCAUCGUCGUCGGCUUCUUCCUCGUCUCCCUCACCUUCGUCGUCGUCUCCAAGCCCGACGCCAUGCUCUUCGGCCUGAACGGCAAGCUGCCGGCGGACCAGACGCCGACGUCCAUCCUGAUCCAGCAGAAGGUGAACGCGCCCCCCGUUUCCUCCCGGAAAACCUCCACAAACACUUUCGGUGUAGACCCCAAAGUUGUGGACGACGAAGCAUAUGUGAAACAGAAAGGGUUGAGAGCCGGCGAGGAGGAGGACAGCAGGGUGCUGAGCGAGCCGGACCCGGCUAGCGGAAUGAUGGAGCCCAAGCCGAUCCCCAACAAGGACGGGAAAAAAGGCGAUAAAUCCGACGAGGAGGUGUUAGGUGGGGAGAGGAAAGGGGAGGGGGAGCAUGGGCACGCGGAGGAGAAGCACAGGGUCACCCUUCCAACAGUUUCCAAUUACACCAUUCAUGACGCCGAGGACAACGAGAAUGCUAAGCAAGAAGGUACGACUAAUUCCCAGCAGGGGAGCAAGCCCUUGUGCGAUUUCUCAAAUUUCCGAGCAAACGUGUGCGAGAUGCGUGGCGAUGUUAGAGUUCACCCGAGGGCCACUUCCAUCCUCUUCAUGGAGCCUGACGGUUCACAGAGAGAUGAGGUGUGGAAGAUUAAGCCUUACCCUCGGAAAGGGGACGAGUUCUGCCUCAGCCAUAUCACUGAGUUGACAGUGAAAUCAAGCAAAGUGGCAGCUGAAUGCACCAAAUACCACGACGUGCCUGCCGUGAUCUUCUCACUGACCGGCUACACAGGGAACCUGUUCCAUGACUUCACUGACGUGCUCGUCCCUCUUUUCACGACGGCGAGCGAGUUCAACGGCGAAGUUCAGUUCCUUAUAACAGACAUGGCACUCUGGUGGACGAUCAAGUACCAGACGGUGCUCCAGAAGCUAUCCAAGUACCCUUUGAUUGAUUUCAGCAAGGACGACCAAGUGCACUGCUUCAAACACGCCAUUGUCGGCACCCAUGCCUACAUGGAGUUCACAAUCGACUCGUCGAAGGCGCCACACGGUCUCACAAUGGUUGAUUUCAACAGAUUCAUGCGUGGAGCCUACUCGCUGGGCAAGGACACAGCGGUGGUGCUUGGAGAGACCCCCAAGGUCAAGCCAAGGUUGCUCAUCAUCAAGAGGCACCGUACAAGAAUGUUCCUCAACCUCGAAGAGAUCAUCACCAUGGCCGAGGAGCUCGGCUUUGAGGUGGUGAUCGACGAGGCGAAUGUGAGCUCCGACAUCUCUGGGUUCGCAAAGCUUGUUAACUCUGUUGACGUGAUGAUGGGCGUCCACGGUGCUGGGCUCACCAACUGCGUGUUCUUGCCACACAAUGCCACGCUCAUUCAGAUAGUGCCAUGGGGUGGCCUGGACUGGAUAUCGCGCACCGAUUUCGGUAACCCGGCAGAGAUGAUGGGUCUGCGGUACAAGCAGUAUGCUAUCAGCGUCGACGAGAGCAGCCUCACGGAUCAAUACCCGAAGGAUCAUGAGAUCUUCAAGAACCCUAUCUCGUUUCACAAGCGUGGGUUUGAGUUCAUCAGACGUACCUUCAUGGAUAAGCAAAAUGUGAAGCUGGACUGCAAGAGGUUCAGACCUAUUCUCUUGGAGGCACUGGACAAUCUCAACCCGUAAAUGGAUGGACAUUGGUGUUAGAGGUCCCUGUACAACUUACCAAUUUUUACCAUUCGUUUUAUUUUGUGUAGUAAAAUUGGUUGUUUGUCUAUGAGAGGGCUUGUAUUGUCUCAACUAUAGAAAAAUAUAUAGAAAUUAUUUAUGUAUACUGUAUAAAUUGCCGUCGCUUCAAGAUGGAACAAAAUUCAUUCAAAGGAUAAAGGUGCCUCAGAUUCUCUC
Molecule: messenger RNA, 2152 nt
Organism: Brachypodium distachyon (stiff brome)
Lineage: Eukaryota; Viridiplantae; Streptophyta; Magnoliopsida; Poales; Poaceae
Exons: 6
Coding region: 209-1933 (574 amino acids)
Molecular function (GO): glycosyltransferase activity
Source: RefSeq, a predicted model, not a curated record